Artibeus jamaicensis (Jamaican fruit-eating bat) is the source of this 4197-nucleotide messenger RNA. RefSeq names its product eukaryotic elongation factor, selenocysteine-tRNA specific (gene EEFSEC). The record is from RefSeq and is a predicted model, not a curated record. Gene Ontology annotation, molecular function: GTP binding; GTPase activity; translation elongation factor activity. Lineage: Eukaryota; Metazoa; Chordata; Mammalia; Chiroptera; Phyllostomidae. The transcript has 8 exons. The coding region runs from base 52 to 1716 and encodes 554 amino acids. Gene Ontology annotation, biological process: selenocysteine incorporation.
AGCGACGGCCGCAGGAGUGGCGAAACGGCGAGUGUUCUGGGUGGCGGUGGCAUGGCGGGGCGGCGGGUGAAUGUGAAUGUGGGAGUGCUGGGUCACAUCGACAGCGGCAAGACGGCGCUGGCGCGGGCGUUGAGCACCACGGCCUCCACCGCCGCUUUCGACAAGCAGCCGCAGAGCCGCGAGCGUGGCAUCACGCUCGACUUGGGUUUCUCGUGCUUCUCGGUACCGCUACCAGCGCGAAUGCGGUUGGCGACUCCCGCGCCCUACCCGGCGCUAGAGGCCAGUCCGGAUCUCGGAGAGUCGGAGCUUCAGGUCACGCUGGUCGAUUGCCCAGGGCACGCCUCCCUCAUCCGGACCAUCAUUGGCGGGGCCCAAAUCAUUGAUCUAAUGAUGCUGGUCAUUGAUGUGACCAAGGGGAUGCAGACCCAGUCAGCAGAAUGCCUUGUGAUUGGGCAGAUCACCUGCCAGAAGCUGAUCGUGGUGCUGAACAAGGUGGACCUCUUGGCUGAAGGGAAGAGACAGGCAGCAAUAGAUAAAAUGACCAAGAAAAUGCAGAAGACCCUAGAGAACACCAAGUUCCAAGGUGCACCAGUUAUAGCUGUGGCAGCUAAGCCUGGGGGCCCAGAGGCCCCUGAAACAGAAGCUCCACAGGGCAUCUCAGAGCUCAUUGAGGUACUGUCAACUUGGAUCCAGCUCCUGACGUCCCAGAUAUCCAUUCCAACGAGAGAUCCCUCGGGACCAUUCCUCAUGUCUGUGGACCACUGUUUCUCCAUCAAAGGCCAGGGCACUGUGAUGACAGGGACCAUCCUCUCAGGCUCCAUCAGCCUCGGUGACAGUGUGGAGAUUCCUGCCCUCAAGGUUGUGAGGAAGGUCAAGUCCAUGCAGAUGUUCCACAUGCCUGUCACCUCAGCCAUGCAGGGAGACCGGCUAGGCAUCUGUGUCACUCAGUUUGAUCCCAAGCUGCUGGAACGUGGCCUGGUGUGUGCCCCUGAGUCCCUGCACACUAUCCAUGCAGCCCUCAUCUCUGUGGAGAAGAUCCCAUAUUUUCGGGCACCCCUGCAGACCAAGGCCAAGUUCCACAUCACAGUGGGCCAUGAGACAGUCAUGGGCCGGUUGAUGUUCUUCAGCUCUUCUCCUGACAGCUUUGACCACGAGCCUGUGCUGGACACCUUCGACUUCUCCAAAGAAUACCUGUUCCAGGAACAGUACCUCUGCAAUGAUCUGGUGCCAGGGGCAGUAAGCAGUGAUCAGGCCAAUGAGAAGGUGGGCCAGGGCACAGAAGGCCAGUAUCCUCGGCAGCAGUGGGCCCUCAUAGAGUUUGAGAAGCCUGUCACCUGCCCUCGGCUGUGCCUGGUGAUUGGUUCCAGGCUAGAUGCGGACAUUCACGCCAACAUGUGCCGUCUGGCCUUCCACGGCAUCUUACUGCAUGGGCUGGAGGACAGAAACUAUGCUGAGAGCCUCUUGCCCAGGCUGAGAGUAUACAAGUUGAAGCACAAGCAUGGCCUUGUGGAGCGGGUAAUAGACAACUACAGUGUGAUCGGCCGCUCCCUAUUCAAAAAGGAGACCAACAUCCAGCAAUUUGUGGGGCUCAAGGUGCAACUGUCCACUGGGGAGCUGGGGAUCAUUGACAGCUCCUUCGGCCAAAGUGGCAAGUUUAAGAUCCACAUCCCUGUACCUCCAGGAUGCUUCCCGCUCAACCCUCUUAGCCAGCGAUGAUGGUUACCCACUGAAUCUCCAGGAUCAUUUCCUCAAUCUCGAUCCAGGGUCAAUAAAAGAAAAAAAAACCAAGCAAGUGUCCUUUCCUUGCUCCUGGAAGUCACCCCUUUCCAUUUAAUACUAUCCCAGCAUUCCCACCACAGCCUUCCCUAAGCUCUUUGUCAGAAACAGCCCCUACCCUCCAAGAGUUUCUUGGACGCCAGAGACAGCUGAUUCACCAGAGAAGAUCUCAGUGUGUUUUAUCCUCAACCCAAAUGCCUAGAAAAAAUAGGGUCAAUAAACAUUAGUGGGAAAAAUAAUGAAUCUGUUCAACAGACAUUUAUAAAGCACCUACCACAAAGCCUGAAAAAGCCAAUGGGAAUACAAUAAUGACAACACAGACACAGUCCCUGCUGUCUUGGACCUGACACUGCAGAGAGAAGGAAUCCACUUCUCUGCUUGUUUCCUGUUGGCUGCUUCUCAGCACCUUUGACAGAGCUUGGAAUUGCAUGAUUCAAAAAUUUUGGUUGGCUGAAGGAAGACAGUAAGACUCAGGAAUAACAGAAAAUCUGGAGAGGCUUCUCUUAGGGCUCACACUGAGCUCUGGAUUCUGACCUUUAUGUCCUGAGCCAUAUGCUAGGCACUGGGCUCCAUGUGCUUGAUACUAAAUUCUGAGUUCUGAGCUCCAACCUUUAGGUUGUAGAUUUGGGGAUCCAUACUUAGGGCCCCUGUUCUGGAUUCUAAAUUCUGAGAUCUAGAUUCUGAGGUCAAGGUUCUGGGCCCUAGACUCAGUUCUUGUAUGGAAAUUUUGGAUCCUGGACUUCCGUCAAGAUGGAGGCGUAGGUGGGAACACUUUUCGUCCUCGCACAACCAAAUCUAAAAACAACAAAGUUUUAACGACAAUAAACACAACCAAACUACACAGAAAAUCGAAUACGGAGUCCGGAAAUAACAGACCACUCAACUAAACCAGUGAGAGGAGUGAAACCAACAGCGGAGCCAGUCGGGCAAAAAGAUCCAGGCGGUGCACAGGCAGCUGGGGCACGGAUCCCAGGUGCGGGCUAGCUACGGGCGGAACCCAGGGAAGAGGCACUGCUGGCUGUCUGCAGUGGGUCGCGCAUUUGCAUGCAGAUAAACUAGUGAAGAGGCAAGCAUUGAGACAGAUCUCGCAGGCCCCAGCGACUGGCACAGGGCAGCAGACUCACACAUUUGUGCUUGGAUAAGCAGGCAGGGCACCAGUGAGGCGGACUGGGCAAGUGGAGAGGACCGCCAUUGUUCCCCCUCUGACCCCGCCCCCACAUACAGCAUCACAAACCAGCUACCUGGGUGGCCCCGCCCCGAUAAACACCAAGGUGCCUCUCCUUGUAUGUAACAGGCAUGAACAGAUCAAAACAUGGCUCAAGAACAACUCAGAGCCCCAGAGCCGAUAAAUCUAAGCGAUGAAGAAAUAGCCAAACUUUCAGAUGCACAGUUCAAAACACUGGUGAUCAGGAUGUUCACAGAACUGGUUGAUUAUAGUCACAAAUUAGAGGAAUAUAUGAAGGCUAAACUAAUUGAAAUGAAAGGAAAUGCACAGGAAAUCAAUAGUAAUGGAAAGGAAACUGGGACUCAAAUCAAAGGAGUGGACCAGAAAGAGGAAAAAAAUGACCAAACAGAAAAGGAUGAAGAAACAAGAAUUCAAAAAAAAAAAAAAUGAGGAGAGGCUUAGGAACCUCCGGGACAUCUCUAAACGUUCCAACAUCAGAAUUAUAGGGGUACCACAAGGGGAAGAGGAACACCCACGAGUGGAACACUUAUUUGAACAAAUAAUAAAGGAGAAUUUCCCCAAUCUGGCAAAGGAAAUAGACUUCCAUGAAAUACAGGAAGCUCAGAGAGUCCCAAAGAAGUUGGACCCAAGAAGGAACACACCAAGGCACAUCAUCAUUACAUUAGCCAAGAUUAAAAUGAAAGAGAGAAUUCUAGAAGCAGCAAGAGGUAAGGGGACAGUCACCUACAAAGGAGUUCCCAUCAGACUGUCAGCAGAUUUCUCAAAAGAGACCUUAUAGGCAAGAAGGGGCUGGAAAGAGGUAUUCCAAGUCAUGAAAACCAAAGACCUACAACCAAGAUUGCUCUACCCAGCAAAGUUUUCAUUUAGAAUGGAAGGACAGAUAAAGUGCUUCACAGAUAAGAUCUAAUUCAAGGAGUUCAUCAUCACCAAGCCUUUACUAUAUGAAAUGUUAAAGGGACUUACCUAAGAAAAAGAAGAUAAAAAAGAUGAACAGUGAAAGGACAGCAAACUCACAGUUAUUAACAACCACACCUAAAACAAAAGCAAAUUAAGAGGACAGCUAGAUCAGGAGUGAACCACAGAAAUGAAGAUCACAUGGAGGGUUAGCAACAGGGGAGUGGGAGAAGAAGAAGGGGGAGAAGGUGCAGAAAAUAAGUAGCAUAGACAGUAGAUAGAAAAUAGAUAGGGGGAGGGUAAGAAUAGUAGGGGAAAUAUAGAAUCUAAAGAACUUGAGA